AUGUUUUCAACAGUAAAAGGAAAGAAGAAAAAUAUUGAUUGUUGUCGUAGUAGUUUUUGUGGUAGUGGUUGUUGUUGUGGUCGUUGUAGUUGUUGUGGUUGUGGUUGUUGUAGUGGUCGUGGUUGUUGUUGUGGUUGUAGUCGUGGUUGUGGUUGUUGUAGUUGUGGUCGUUGUAGUGGUUGUGGUGGUUGUGGUCAUAGUCGUUGUAGUACUCGUGGUUGUGGUCGUUGUAACGGUCGUAGUAGUGGUCGCCGUAGUGGUCGUUACAGUGGUUGUAGAACCUAG
This is a messenger RNA of Rotaria sp. Silwood2, 285 nucleotides long. The record is from the annotation of a GenBank genome assembly. NCBI's taxonomy places the organism in Eukaryota, Metazoa, Rotifera, Eurotatoria, Philodinida, Philodinidae.